UCGUGCUCCCACCGAUCCCAACGCAGUCCCGGGGCUGAGCCAGGGGAAUGAGGCAGGAGUGGGGCCGGCCUCUGCAGCACAGUCACGCUGCCCCCCCCAUACGGGAAUGGCACGGCCGUGCUGCUGCACUGGUGCCCAUAGGGAAGCGAGGCUGCAAGAUCGCCUCUGCCGCCUCGAGCGACUGCAGAUAAGAUUUUGAUCCAUGGAAUAAUAAAAGCUCUAUUCAUAAAUGGCAAAGCAAUGGCAUUGAUAUUCUACAUAAACUGGAUAUGGAGACUACAAAAAAGUGCAAACUGUCAGACUGGAUGAAAGCACAAAUGAGUAAUUCACUUUCAGAUGCAUUAGGCCGUAGCACAGAUGCAACUGAAGAGGAAGAAGAUUACUUAGUUUAUGAUGGAGAUGUAGGAAUAAGCUGUAAAUACAACAAUAAUUCAGAUAAUCUGAAUGACUGUACUUGUACAAAAGGUAUUUCUGGUAUUUUAAACUUAGCCUGUUCUGAAGAUAACAAAAACAUAAAAGCAGCAGUCAAUUAUGAAACUCCUCUACAGCCUGAAGAAUUCUCCAGUCAUCACAGAGGCACCAGAGGAACAACUGGAGUUUCAGCUGAAAUGCCUGGAAGUGAAGUUUGCUUUAAGAAGGAAUUACCUGUUGGUAGUUCUAGUAAACCAGAUAGCAAAGAUCAUGUAACUACCUCCAAGAUGUCCAAUGUCCUCCUGCGUCACUUUUCUAGGGGAGAGUUACUAAGCACAUGCCACUUAAUUGAAUGUGAGACAAUACCAGAGACAUCCUUUACUGAAAGUAUCGAUGACACUGGGAGCAAACCUGAGCCUUCAGAACACAUCAAAGGCCCUUUAGUGUAUGAACAACGGGCAAUGAGCUCUGAGGAGUAUCCCUUAGAAAAGCACAAGGAAGUAAAGGCUCAUGACAAAAAUGAAAACUUGUUAAAUGAAAAUAGAUCUGUUUCAAAGGAACAUAUUCUUUCUGGAUGCAGACAGGAAUAUUCACAAUUGAUUAAUGAGACUGGAGAUACACACACCUUUCAAAACAUGAAAGAUGAGAGAGCCCUGUUUAGGAGAACAGUUUCACCUUGUGAGCUCAAAUGUGGCCGAGGGCAAGCUCACCAUUGUCUUCCUGACUUCUCUGAAGUUGCUUCAGAAGUUAAAGUACCAAAAACACCUGACACUAUUAACUCAGUUCCUUCACUUGAGAGAGCACAACCCUUUCCUAUUUUGCUAAGUAAAUCAGCAACUGUGAACAACAUUUUGGAAAAUCAGAAUUUCUUCAAUUCUGCUGAAGUAGAGAAUCAAGAAGAAAUGGGUAUUUCAGAACUGCUGCGACAGCUACAGAUGCUGACACACCAUGCUGACAUCCAGAAUCAUAUUGACCAUCUGAGAUUUAAUCCUAAGAUACUUCCUCAGUCAGACUUUGCAAAUGCCAGCAUUGCCAUUUCCUCAGGAGACAUUGGGACACCACCUGAUGUCAUCACAUUACGUGCUCCUGUCCCUGUACAACCUACACAUGGUUUGCUUAAAGCAAGACUGCAGCCUGCAACAGCAGCAUCAGCACUACCAGCAGCUGGUACAAUAGAAGCACAGUGUCUAAAUCCUUCCAAUUCACUGCCAGAACUAACACUAGGAGAAAAGAUGUCUCAAAUACUAAAGGAUCAGACAGAGCAACUGACUAAGAAAGUGGAAGACUUCUCUAAGCAUAUGACCCAGGAAACAUUCUUUUUACAAGACAAAAAGCUGGCAUUAAAUCAACUGAAAAGAUACCUUGAUGCCUUGGAAAGAAAUUAUUUAAGAGCUAGAGAAGAGCACCACAACUUACAGCUGCAGAACCACAAGGACAAGCCUAUCAGCCUUGGAGAGUUUGAUCCUAGCAGAAGGGUGGAAGGAGGAAUAUUCAGACUUGGCAUGCUGCUUGAAGACAUUCAAGAACAAAUGGAUGGCAGCAAAGGCAGCCUGUCAUCUUUGCUGACUUCCUGUGAAUCUGCCCAGUCUUUUUGUGAGAGCUCGGUGGUUUCAAGCAUUGCUUAUCCUCCAGAAAGAAGAGGUACUGAAACUCCAUUUCUUCACAAGAACCAUGAGGGAGAAAGAAGUCAGACAACUGAUUUAAUCCCAUCAACAAAUCAACUUCCUUUAGAAAGCAAAAAGUGCAAUCUUUGUCUUCACAUAAAUACAAACAUCCAGGAAAGAAAAACUGGAACAUCUUCGCUCUUUGUGCAGAGAAAACCAACUGAUUUAUCAGAUACCAGCCCGAGCAGUGAUUCAGAAGACUUCUCGGCCUAUGACUCUUAUGAUGAUUCACAAAGCAAGGACCUUGUCAACUGUGAAAUUCUAAGUCACAAAUCAUUAAAUAGGAGAUUAUGUGGCGAGAGAAAAGGACUUAGAUGCAGAUGCUGCAGGGGAAGCAGAUAUCAAGUAAAACUCAGGAAUUACAAAGAGUCUGUUCUGUCUUGUACCCUAUGUGGAAAAAAAAGUUCUGGUUCAGCCUCAACUCCAGCUUAUUCACAGAAGAGAAUCUCCACUCAAAAGGCUCAAAAAACCAAACAGCCAAGUGAUGUUGUAACCAGGCUUUGUGAAAGGAAAUCCUUUGGGGCUGCCAAAAUCUGCUGUUCAAGCACAUGUGGUACAAUUAUCCUUUCACAUCAAUCCAUACCCAGCAAGAAAUCUGCCCAAAGCAAAUCUACAAUCAACAUCAGAAACAGAAAUGCCAAUGAUUCCUAUGCAAAUAUUUUAAGUUCUACUCUGGAUCAUGCCAUAGAGAUAGCAAACAGUUUGAAGAAAGCUACAGAACGAAUGGUACAAGCAGUUUCAGAAGAUCUAGCUAAAGUUAAAAGAAAACGGUUUUAAUUACCUAGUUCAAAUACUAUAUUGUUCUGCUGGUUCAUACUGAAGUGUUAGUAUCUCUGCAAAAAUAAAAUGAUGACUACAAACAUUAAAAAGUCAGCUCGCUAACUUUGUCAGCUGUUCUGUAACUAUUAGUGCUAAACCAAACCAGAGCAUAGUGCUAAACCAAACCAGAGCAUAUAGGUAUUCCAUGUUUACACUCAGAACUGUAAAACAAAUUAUUAAUUCUACUGGAAGUCUUAAUAGGUUGGCUAAUCCCCAUUCCUGUGUACAGAUACCUUCUCUAAGUAUUCACUUAAGAUAGUUUAAUAAAAAUUGGCUUAAACAAGCAAAAUUAACUUUCUGACUUUGAUUUUCCCCCCACUCCCAAGUGUGAGAAUAAACCUCAGUCAUUACUACAUCUCUUUUCUUCCCACACUUCCACAGCAGCUGCUUAAUCACACCAGAAGAAAACAGCCUCUGUACCUGAGACAUCUAGAAGCAAACAUCAUGCUAACAUACCAAGUCAUAAUGAACUUCUGGAAUUACUUUGGUUUUAGAGUGCCCUACAUUGAGAGUUGCUUGUUUUUAAGAAACUUCCUUGCAUGUUGCAAUGACCAAAUUACACCAUUUGUUGUUUAUGUAUUUGUAACAAUUUAACUGGUUCCUUCAA
Molecule: messenger RNA, 3501 nt
Organism: Corvus hawaiiensis (hawaiian crow)
Lineage: Eukaryota; Metazoa; Chordata; Aves; Passeriformes; Corvidae
Gene: AKNAD1
Product: AKNA domain containing 1
Exons: 15
Coding region: 270-2852 (860 amino acids)
Source: RefSeq, a predicted model, not a curated record